CAUGUUGUUCACAAUGGCCAUUGGCUUAUCGGAUAAGAUUUACCAGAUUUUGAUUUUACGGUUUUUCUGUGGGUUGUUGGCAUCACCAGCGUUGGCGGUGGCUGGUGGUAGCAUCAAUGAUGUGUGGGCCCCCGAAGAAAGAGGUUUUGCUAUGGCCAUGUUCUGCUUGGCCCCAUUUCUAGGACCAGUGUUGGGUCCCAUCGUGGGAGGAUUUGCGUCCGAGCACAAAGGUUGGAAGUGGACCAUGUGGGUAUCGUUGAUGUUUAGUGGGGCCAUUCUCCCGUUCGUGUUGGCGUUACCAGAAACCUACAAGCCGAUCAUUUUGGCCAAAAGAAUGAAGAAAAGAGGAAUUGCCAUCUACAAGCCUCCGGUGGUUCAACUUUUGAAGGUGACGAUGUUUGUGACGAUGUUGAGGCCCAUGGAGAUGUUGGUUGUGGAGCCCAUCGUGUUGGUGUGGUCGUUCUACAUUGCCUUCGUGUUUGCCGUGCUUUUCGGGUUCUUCGAAGCCUUCCCCAUCAUCUUUGCAGAUGAAUACGGCAUGGACCUCGGGGUUAGUGGGUUGACGUUUAUCGGGGUGGGAAUUGGCUUGAUUUUGGGAGUGAUAUUCUAUGUGUUUAUCGACCGAAAAGCGUUCCCCAUCAACCCGGAUGGAACCAAGGGAAGACGUGAUAAGAAUGGAGACUUGAUAGUUAGCAAGCCGGAAGUGGUGUUGGGGAUUGGCAAAAUUGGCGGUCUCUGCUUGCCCAUCUCAUUGUUCUGGUUGGCAUGGACCGGAAGAAAAAGCAUCCACUGGGCCGUCCCCACAGCAUCGGGAAUUCCAUUUGGCUUUGGCUUAAUCUUGGUGUUCUUCACCAACAUGCUCUACUUCAGUAUGGCAUUCCCACCCUCAUCGGUGGCCAGUGCCCUUGGUGCCAACAGUUUCUUGAGAUAUUUACUUGCAUCUGUGUUUCCACUUUUCGUGUCCCAGAUGUACGAGAAGUUACACAUCAACUGGGCCACCUCAUUGUUUGCGUUCAUAGCGGUUGCUAUGCUACCAAUUCCCUGGAUUUUUGAGCGGAUCGGGCCCAAGUUAAGACAGAUGUCGAAAUUUGGAUACGACGCGCAGGCUAAGAAAUAGUCCGGGUUAGACCAAACAGCUGCAAAUAUUUUUUGCUACAUGCAUGGACUCAAAACUCCACCCACGAUUAGCAGGGGUGAAGGUGGGAAAGGAAAUGUCAGGCCCGGCCGGGCCCUAUCCGCCCCUGACAGAAUCAACAGGCGAAGCCAGUCGAGCUGCACGAGGCCGCCUUCAUUACUGUAAGUACCCAUGAUGAGGGUAUGAUGAGAAGAUCGGCAAUUACUACUCAUGUACCUCACCUCCCGUGCCCCUAAGUAGUCAAAUAAUCAAGGACUAGGUGAUCUACAACAAACCAAGGAAGCUGAAUUGCAAUCUAAAACAGAAAAAUUCUCCUCUUUGUUACCAAUUUCACAAUAGAGCCCCUUUUAGCUAGAUUUAGAUGAAUAAACGGUAAAACCUGCCG
This is a messenger RNA of Yamadazyma tenuis ATCC 10573, 1520 nucleotides long. Lineage: Eukaryota; Fungi; Ascomycota; Pichiomycetes; Serinales; Debaryomycetaceae. The record is from RefSeq and is a predicted model, not a curated record.